Molecule: messenger RNA, 1702 nt
Organism: Rhododendron vialii
Lineage: Eukaryota; Viridiplantae; Streptophyta; Magnoliopsida; Ericales; Ericaceae
Product: E3 ubiquitin-protein ligase SP1-like
Exons: 11
Coding region: 280-1317 (345 amino acids)
Biological process (GO): protein ubiquitination; organelle organization
Molecular function (GO): ubiquitin-protein transferase activity
Source: RefSeq, a predicted model, not a curated record
GAAAAUAAUUAUACUUUCCCAAUUUGAUGAACCUGCAGAAUUUUUUCACACUUUUCCCUCCACCGCCACCGGAGUAGUCUUCACCACUCUCCCUUUCAGUUUCUUUACCCUCUCCUCUACUCCUCACAUCCGAUUCCCCCUCUUCCCCCCCCCCCCCCCCCCUCGCUCUCUCUCUCUCUCUCUCUCUCUUAGAAGUGCGGAAGUGGAUGUGUAUUUCUGUAUUCAAUGUUUGCUGCCGAUAGUUCUUCUCGGUUAGGGUUUCGUUGAGCUGUUCAAAACAUGCUGCCGUGGGGUGGUCUCAGCUGCUGUUUGGGCGCAGCCGCUCUUUAUCUCCUCGGGAGGAACAGUGGAAGGGAUGCCGAGUUUCUCAAAUCCGUUACUCGAGUCAAUCAGUUGAAAGAUUUGGCGGGAUUGCUGGAUGCUGCUAUCAAAGUUCUACCUUUUGUCAUUACUGCUUCUGGAAGGGUUGGCUCAGAUACACCAAUCAAUUGUAAGGAUAGUGGCUUACAAGGUGUAAUAGUUGAAGUCACCGCGGAACAACACUUCCUGAAGCUCAAUGAAGCAGGUUCAUGGAUACAGGACUCUGCUUUGAUGCAAUCAGGGUGCAAAGAGGCUUCCUGGUACCUGGAUGAUGGGACUGGUCGUGUAUAUGUAAUAGGGGCCCGAGGUGCCACUGGCUUGGUUUUGACAGUUGGUAGUGAAAAGGUUGUGGAAUCUGGGCAAUCAUUUGUACGUGGAACAUUGGAUUAUCUCCAAGGUCUCAAGAUGCUUGGAAUCAAGAGAACUGAGCGAGUUCUUCCUGUUGGUACGCCAUUGACUGUUGUUGGUGAGGCUGUCAAAGACGACAUUGGAACGGUUCGAAUUCAACGACCUCAUAAAGGACCAUUUUAUGUUACUCAUAAAACAAUUGAUCAGCUCAUUGCUCAUCUUGGAGAGUGGGCAAGGUUGUACAAAUAUGCCUCGAUGGGAUUAACCCUGUUUGGUACAUAUCUGCUGGCUAAGCACGCAUUCCAGUAUGUCAUGGAAAGAAGGUGUCAUUGGGAAUUGCGAAAGAGGGUUCUUGCUGCUGCAGCUAAAAGACAUCGCCAAGAUAAUGAAGGUUCAGAUGGUAAAGCUGAGAAUGGAUCCGAGUCAGAUAGUAGUAAAAAAGACCGAUUAAUGCCAAAUCUAUGUGUGAUAUGCUUAGAGCAGGAGUACAAUUCUGUUUUUGUCCCGUGUGGGCAUAUGUGCUGUUGUACGUUGUGCUCUUCGCACUUAACAAACUGCCCUCUUUGUCGGGGACGAAUUGAGCAGGUGGUGAGGACUUUCCGUCAUUGAACCUUUGUUCAUAAGAGUGUAAGUCCUAAACUUCGCAUUCAUUUUGGCUAUGGAACUUGACAAUGUGGUGCUUCUUUCUGCCCAAUGUAAUCUACCGCCUUGCGCUGAGCCUUUCGAAGUUCUAUAGUUUUCAGGCAAAUCUCGCCGUUUUAAGAUUACCUGGAUCAGUUCUUCAUCAGCCUUAUGGUUUAAUCAGGUAAACGAGAAAUGAUCUGUGUACGACCAUCAAUUUAGUGUAAUAUUUUUUGAUGCCAAUAUGUCAGCAGUCCUAUCCUUUUUGUUUUGGUACUGUAUGUUGUUUUUAAUCUGUGAUUCUGUAUCCCAAGCUUGUCCAGCAAUCUCCUUUUUUUUGAACAGAAUCUCUUAUAUCUUACGUCGUUCAAUA